Molecule: messenger RNA, 1072 nt
Organism: Lathyrus oleraceus (garden pea)
Lineage: Eukaryota; Viridiplantae; Streptophyta; Magnoliopsida; Fabales; Fabaceae
Exons: 3
Coding region: 1-456 (151 amino acids)
Biological process (GO): DNA replication; DNA replication initiation
Cellular component (GO): nuclear replication fork; nucleus
Molecular function (GO): single-stranded DNA binding; DNA replication origin binding
Source: RefSeq, a predicted model, not a curated record
AUGUUAAGUUGGAAUUUGGUGAAUGAGGAUAAUUUCUCUGGAAAUUGGGUAACUGUUGGAGUGCUAACUGGGAAGGGGAUUCAAAAAACAAGUUCAAAUGGGAAGAGCUUUUGUAUAUGGAAAAUUGGUUGUUUGGAUGAAAACACUGUUCCUAUUUUCUUGUUUGGAAAUGCUUAUCAGAGGAAUUCCCAAGAGCAGGCAGGAACGGUCUUUGCAUUCUUCAAUUGUGGUGUUCGCAAGGAUGCCAAGGGUAAUGGCUUUUCUUUGAGUAUAUACUCCCCUAACCAAAUUGUGAAGAUGGGCACCUCUGUAGAUUACGGAGUUUGCAAAGCGAAAAGAGCGGAUGGGAUGGCAUGUACAAUGGCCAUAAAUAAGUAUGCAAAUAAAUUAUGUAUCUACUAUCUUGUUAUUUAUUUUGAUAUGUUAAAUGUGGAAUUGCCACAGGGUUCUUUGUAACUGUGUCUCUGAACCUAAUCAUCAUAUAUGCAAUUUAGAAAAGGAGUAAGGAACAAUCACACUUUUUUCUCUAUUUCUAGACACUUCUAUACAUAGAUUAUCCCUUUGCUGAAAUAAGUCUAAUCUAAACAUGUGGAAUUUGACACUGGUUGGAUUUGUAAUUUUAAAUCAGAGUGCUUGCACUUGUUCUGACAUUUUUCUGUGAAAAAUAAAACAAAAGAGGAGCGAAUGUGAAAGGAAGAAAAAAUUAUACUGCACAAGGUGUUGUUUCAAAAUGUGUACUGUAUAAGUUGCAAGACACAUUUGAAGAAAAAGAUUCCCAUGGGUUCAGUUCAGUUGAGAAAAUUGAGUGCAGACUAGGUGAAUCAAUAGUUUAGAUUUUUAUGAAGUACAUGCAGUUAGAUAGCAAUCUAUGAAUCAGAAUCUACUUUGCAUGAUUCACAUUUGCUAUUCACGAGCACUAUCAGCAGUAACAUGGAUCCACUUGCAUGUAAUACUUAGAUUCCUGUUAAGCAGUUUUUUCAGAGUGUGCCAUGUUUUAUAAUAGAUUUAAAACUGUCUGGAAAACUAGAAGUCUUAUAUUGGUCAUUUUUAUACAAACAAAAAUUAAACUUUC